Molecule: messenger RNA, 343 nt
Organism: Staurois parvus
Lineage: Eukaryota; Metazoa; Chordata; Amphibia; Anura; Ranidae
Source: the annotation of a GenBank genome assembly
AUCAGCUGUGUCCAAUCACAGCGGAUCACAUGGCACUGAUGAUCAGUGUGCCCAGAUGAUCAGUGUGGCCCCAGAAGUGCCACUUGUCAGUGUCCAUCAGUGCCAGCAGUCAGUGUCCAUCAGUGCCAGCAUCAGUGCUCAUCAUGCCUCGUGCCAGUGCCCAUCAGUGCCACAUAUCAGUGCCUACCAGUGCACAUCAAUGCCACAUAUCAGUGCCCAUCUGAGCUGCCUUUCAGUGUCAUCCAUCAGUGCCAGUCAGUGCCACCUAUCAAUGCCAAUCAGUGCCCUAACGGUGCCGCCGCCUAACGGUGCCAGUCAGUGCCGCCUAUCAGUGCUGCCUGUC